Messenger RNA from Priceomyces carsonii, 1503 nucleotides. RefSeq names its product fungal specific transcription factor domain-containing protein. NCBI's taxonomy places the organism in Eukaryota, Fungi, Ascomycota, Pichiomycetes, Serinales, Debaryomycetaceae. The record is from RefSeq and is a predicted model, not a curated record. The transcript has a single exon. Bases 1 to 1503 code for a protein of 500 amino acids.
AUGCGUGACGUAUCACGUCUAAAAAUCCAUCAAUUAUGCAACAAAAUUAUAAAAUUAAAGGACUAUAUCAAGCUUCAUGAGAACAAAAUUGAUUUGAGUAAUGCAACUCAUUUGAAUUCGAGUUCACCAUUAAAGAAAAUUGAAUCGACUAGUAUUAAAGGACGAAAGGAAGUUCGCAGUUUAACCAACACCUCAAUGAGAUCAGGUAUGGUUGAGUUGACUAUGAUUGAAGAAUCUAGCAAAACAAAACACUAUAUUGGUCCUCUGAGCUCACUAGCUGUAUUAUCUUGGGCUUCUUCGGCUUUGAAUAAGAAAGUUGAUUUUGGUAAGUAUAGAACGCUGUUUGCUUUUUUGGAAGAAAACAGUCAAUUUUCCGAAGACUUAAGUCAAAAGUACAAAUUCGAAAAGAUAUUACUUACUCCCCAAGUUACUCGCAUACUACUUCAACAUUAUUUCGAGCACAUAUACCCUAACUACCCAAUAUUUGAAAGAUCAUACUUUAUAUUUGAUGUUAAGAUAAAAAACCUUCCAAGUAAGAAACGCCUCUUUGUGUUGUAUUCAUUAUCAAUUUCAUCAUGUCAUUUAAUGAGAAGUUUAAAGCAGUUUUAUCCUAUUACGUUAAUGUUACAACAGUGGACUUCGGAGCUUUGUAAAGAUGUUUUAGCUGAAAAUAGCGCUGAAUCAUUUCUAGCAUUGAUUCAUGAGUGUAUCUUUCAGCUUUUUGAAACAAAUUCGCGCAGUCUCUGGCACAUAUUGGGACUCUGUACCAGGUUUUGCCUCAAAUAUGGAUAUCCAAGAUAUCUAUCCGAAUCAAGUGAGGAGCUCCGCGAUUUAAAAAAGGCAAUUUUAAUCUUGUAUGACAUUGAAACGGACGUUUGCCUUUCACUCGGAAGACCAUCAAUGCUUACGGCUCAGAAAUUUAAUACUGAGAAGUUAUCAGAGCAUGAGAAAGCCAUAAUUGAGAGAAGUUUGAACAGAAUUACUUUAUUUCGCGUACUAUUAAAUUCAAACUUAAAAUGCCCAUUCUCCGAAGACUUGUUCAAUAUAAUGAGGGAAGAUCUAAAGAGAGACUUUUCGUAUUUGUUGGAGCUCUGGCUAUAUAUUGGGUGCCAUGUUUUGCAUGAAUGUAACAGUUGUUCGUCACGACAUAAGGAAUGGUUCCAUUUAAUCUCGUUCAGUCUAAUUAAAUACGUUGAUAAAAUUCAUACUUUAUUUACUAUGAAUGAGAUAGAUUGCAUCUGGCUUACCACUACUAAGGUCUUCACAGCAGGUAUUGUAUUCAUAGUCGUCCUAAGAUUCUUCAAGACGUCUUCUAGAUUUAAGAUCGAUGUUAAAGAGCUAUCUAAAAUUGAAUAUGAGUCAUAUAAUUAUGUGGUAUCCAAGUACUCUAUAGAAGCCUCAUUGGAAAAGUGUAAACAUAUUUUAAAGGACUUGUCUUUUUUCUGGGUGCGAGGCAGGAUUUACUCCGAAGUCUUGAAAGAUUUUCAAGAUUUGGUUAACUAA